Racocetra persica is the source of this 460-nucleotide messenger RNA. NCBI's taxonomy places the organism in Eukaryota, Fungi, Glomeromycota, Glomeromycetes, Diversisporales, Gigasporaceae. The record is from the annotation of a GenBank genome assembly.
AUGUAUAAAAAAUUCCUUACUCAUAUCGAAGCUCAAAAUUUUAUUGAAGGAAAAUGUGAAGUUUCUGUAACUUUAAACGAUAAUGGAUCAUCAUUUAAUAAUAGUACAACAAAAGCUCAAGCGGGUAUUGGAGUAUUCUGGAAGGACGAUGAUCCUAAUAAUUUAAGUGAAAGAUUACCUGGAUCAGAACAAACUAACAAUCGUGCAGAAAUAUAUGCUGUGAUUAGAGCUCUUGAAGUUUGUGAAAAUAAAACAAAACCUUUAGAAAUAAUGACAGAUAGUAAAUAUGCAAUUAAUAUAAUUGAAGAUUGGGUUGAAAAAUGGGAAAAAAAUGGUUAUAUGAGUUAUAAUAAUACACCAGUCAAAAAUCAAGAUUUAAUCAAAAGGUUAAAAAAACUUAUUGAUAAUAGAAUAGGUAUUGUUCGAUUAAUUCAUGUUAGAGGUCAUUGGGGAAAUUAUG